AUGACGGAUUUAGAUAAUACCACCUAUAAAGUACAUAUUAAUACCCCCUUUAAGAAAAUAAGUAGUUUCAACCCACCUAGCCAUCCCAGUAUUGAAAUGUAUGAGAAUAUAACUAUUAGACAAAUCUAUCAUGAAUCUAAUAAACUUAAACAGAUAACAUCUAUUGGGAAUUUAACAUAUGAAGAAGAAAGUCUAUUGUCUGACCUCAGAGAGGAUACAAAUAUCAGAGUUAUGAAACCAGACAAAGGAGGAGGUGUCGUUUUAUACGACAAUACACAAUAUAUUAAGAAGAUAUAUGAUAUGUUGCACUACUCUGAAUCGAAUAUAGAAGGUCCAGUGGAAGGUGGAUACUUCGGACAGAUCAGGAACACCAAAAAGUCCUCACAGCGAUUAAAAGAUGCCUUGUUGGAGCAUGAUUUAGCUCUUCCACUCUGUUUGUUGAUGGCUCAGCAGAGACAUGGUGUGAUUUUUCAUGAAGGUGGCGAGAAACACCUGAAACUUGUUGGAAAACUCUAUGAUCAGUGCCAUGAUACUUUGGUACAGUUUGGUGUUUUUUUGGCUUCCAAUCUUAGCACAGAAGAUUAUAUCAAGCAGGUUCCUUCAGUUGAUGUUCUUUGUAACCAGUUCCAUACACCCCAUGAUGCUGCUUUCUUCCUUUCAAGACCAAUGUAUGCCCAUCACAUUUCAUCAAAGUAUGAUGAAUUGAAGAAAGCUGAGAAGGGAAACAAACAGCAGCAGAAAGUACAGCAACAGAAAGUGCACAAGUACAUCACAGCUUGUGAAGUUGUAAUGGCACCCGUCCAUGAGGCUGUAGUCUCAUUGCACCUACCUAAAGUUUGGGAUGAUAUCAGUCCACAAUUCUAUGCAACAUUCUGGUCACUUACAAUGUAUGACCUGGCUGUUCCUCUAAGUAGUUACGACCGGGAAGUCAACAAACUGAAGAUGCAAAUGAAAGCUGUAGAAGAAAAUAUGGAAAUGCCUCCAAACAAAAAGAAAAAAGAAAAGGAGCGUUGCACUGCCCUACAAGAUAAACUUUUAGAAGAGGAAAAGAAGCAAGUAGAGCAUGUGCAGAGAGUCUUACAGCGCUUAAAACUGGAAAAGGAUAAUUGGCUUUUAGCAAAAUCUACCAAAAAUGAGACUAUCACGAAGUUUCUGCAGUUGUGUAUAUUUCCUCGUUGCAUUUUCUCAGCAAUUGACGCUGUAUAUUGUGCACGAUUUGUGGAAUUAGUUCAUCAGCAGAAAACACCAAAUUUUUCCACCCUUCUUUGUUAUGACCGGGUCUUCUCUGACAUCAUCUAUACAGUGGCAAGUUGCACUGAAAAUGAAGCCAGUCGAUAUGGUAGAUUCUUGUGCUCUAUGUUGGAAACUGUGACACGGUGGCACAGUGAUCGAGCUGUUUAUGAUAAGGAGUGUGGAAAUUAUCCAGGAUUCCUUACAAUUUUACGUGCAUCAGGCUUUGAUGGAGGAAAUAAAGCAGACCAGUUAGACUAUGAGAAUUUUCGGCAUGUUGUGCAUAAGUGGCAUUAUAAGUUAACAAAGAAAAAUGAUGAUAAAUUGUCUAGUUUAAUACAUGAGGUGGACAAAUUAAAUGUGGACAUCAUUAACAAUGACAUGUUCAGUCAGUGGAAUGACUUGUACGACAAGCAGUUUAUAGAUGCCAACCGUUUCGAACACAAUAAUGAAUCUAGGCAUACAGACAAUCAUCAGGAAGUGGUAGUUGGUAUAAAUGAAACAUAUGACAGUACUGGAAGCAAUAUUAUUUAUUCCAAACAAGGGUUUAAUGUGUUUAAUUACACCAACCUUGAGAUAACUGAAGAAUUUUUCAGUGUGUUUUCAAAAGGCAUGAAAUUCAUUCCUACUGUUGGUUUCAACCUGGUGAACACAAUUGUAGAAGUGAAAUUAUACUGUAGGAGGCUAAAUUUAGCCAUACAAUUUGGACAAAAUAAUGGUGAAAAUACCAAUACGGUACCCAAAGGUCUUAAAAAGAGGAGCACAUAUAUACCUCCAAGCAAUACAAAAGUGGCCAGCUUUGAGAAAAUGAUUUGUAAUGACAUCUAUAGUUUCAGAAGUAAUUUUAAGGUUGAGAAUAGCAACAAUAUGGGUCCACAGGCAAAUUUGACAGAGGAUGAAUAUAAGUGCCUAUGGAAGUUUGUGAACAACAAAGAGGUUAGGUUAAUGAAACCAGACAAAGGGGGAGGGAUUGUUGUAUUUAAUAAAAUGGACUACAUCAAUGAUAUAUAUCACAUUUUGUAUCAAUCAGGGAAUUACGAUGCUAUUUCUCUCAACGAAAUCAAUAUAGGUCACAAGCGUAUUGAUCUAGCAUUGGAGGAAUAUUUGUUGGACAAUAGGAUUAGCUUUGAGACAUACGAAUUUCUAAAGGUGGAAUAUCCUAUAUUAGCCACGAUUGUUGGUAUCCCCAAAGUCCAUAAAAAUUUAACACACCCUCCCUUUAGGCCUAUUAUUUCAGGAAGCAAAGCAAAAACCUUCCCGUUGGGUGUAGCUAUCGACACAUGGGUCAAGCCUGUGUACAAAAAUAUUCCACACUUAAUUAAAGAUUCUUGGACGUUCUUGGGCCAGUUAACAUCCCAAGUAUGGAGAAACAACCUCAUUUAUAUUACUAUUGAUGUAACCGACUUAUUCUCCUGCAUCCCCAGGGAUUUGGGCUUAGAGUACUUCAGUAGUAGUUUGAGGAAAUGCUCCAGCUUGAGUUGGGACAAAAUUUGCCUCAUUACAGACAUGAUGGGGUUGGUCUUGGACCACAAUUACAUCCAGUUUGAAAAUGAGUUUUUCAAACAAACCAGGGGAGUGGCUAUGGGAGCAGUUUGUGCUCCCAUAUUUGCAAACCUGGUAAUGCUUGAAUGGGAAUCCGAACACCUGUUCAAAUCAGAAUACUACCAGCACAUUGUUCAUUACACCAGGUUUUUAGAUGACCUUUUUGUGCUGUGGGAUGGACCUAUUGAUAAGAUCUCUGAUUUCAUCAGUUACAUUAAUAAUACAACAGAAUUCCUCAAGUUUACACACUCCAUUAGUACUAGUGGCAUAGCGUAUUUGGACACUUAUAUUAGCCAAGGGGACAAUGGGUUUACAUCUUGUAAUUAUAGGAAAGAGACUUUUUCCAAUGAUUACUUGUGCGUUCGUUCAGUAUGUGUAGAUGAAGAGGCAUUCGCUGAAACGCUUCUUCGAGAUUCUGAUAUAGACUCAGUAAAAACAGUAUUUUCUAGAGCUGCAGAGGCAUUAGUUUUUGCAACUGUUAAUGCAAAUCUAAUUGAAUUUACCUGUGUAGUGUGUGCACAUGUAACACUUAUUGCGACUUGCAGCUACUCUGGCCAGUUGAAAAGCAGGAAACCAUACAUGGUACCUGAAAAUGAUUUCCAUCACAAAGAUCCUCCAACAAGAAUUGCAGCACCGUUGCCGAUACAGAAUGGACCCGGAGCUAUUGGUGUACCUGCAGCCAUAACGACAAAUAUAACUAAACCUGAAGAAAAUUCUGUUGACGAUAUGGAUAAAUCUCGGGAGAAGUCUCUAGGCACUGUAAAAAUUGUUAACAAAGCUGUUGGUCUUCCACAAAAACUAACUGCUAGUAAUGGAAACAGUACUGUUAACAGUAAAGCCAUUAAAGAAAAAGAUGACAAAGAAAAGAGUGGGAAAGAAAAAGAAAAAAAAGAGAAAACUCCAACUGCUACUCCAGAGGCCAAAGUACCUGGGAAAGAUGGUAAAGAAAAACCAAAAGAAGAAAGGGUGAGCAAAGAUGAGAAAGUACGAGAGACCAAGGAAAGAACACCAAAAGCAGAAAAGGAAAAAGAGAAACUGAAGAAGGAAGACAAAUGUUCGAAGGAUGAUAAGUCAAAGGCAGUAAAUGUUAACCUGGAGUCCAGAUCAUCCACUGAGAAGGAGAGGGAGAAGGAGCCAUCCAAAGAAAGAGAAGUAACCAAGGAUGCCAAAUACAAAGAGGGCGCUAAGGGAGGAGAAAAGAUGGCGGUCACUGGGUCCUUGAAGUCUCCCGUUUCCCGAUUAGACAGCUUAGAAUCUGAAAGAGAACAAAAACGUCGUAAGCUUGAUACCCACUCAUCACCAUCACAUUCCUCGACAUUAAAGGAUAGCCCCGGCGAGCUCAAGGAUGCAUCUAUAAAGCACUACACCAACCACAGUACUCCAGUGCAGUCCAAGAGCAAAGAGCGGGAGGUGGACAAGAAAGAAAUUGAAAAGCCAAGAGAACGUUCAAGGGAGAGAGAAAAGAAAGAAGAAAAAGAGAGAAAAGAACGCAAAAGGGAGCAUUCCAACAGUGAUCGUGAUUUGGGACAGGAAACCAAGCGAAGAAAGGAUGAAAAUGGAACAAACUCUUCUUCAAAGCACAGUAGAAGUGUAAGCCCGUCUGAUUCUCCACGUUCGAGUGAGAAGGAUAAAGAGAAAAUUAAAUCAAAAUCAUCUUCCAGCAAAGAGAAAACUGAUUCUUCUAAAACUGAAAAGUCUGAAAAAAGUUCUUCAGGGAGUAAAAAGGAAUCAAGGCAUGAUAAGGAGAAAUCGGAAAAGAAGGAAAAACGUGACAGCGGUGGAGGAAAAGAAGAGAAAAAACAUCAUAAAUCAUCUGAUAAGCAUAGAUAAUACAGAAUGGUUAAGGUGAACUCUGACUGAGGACUUUGCUGCCAUAACUGAAAAUAUAUGAAUUCAGUUAAACUCGAAUUCCACAGAAGUGCUUACUCAAAUUGUAAAUGAAGACAAAAGGGCCCAUCGACAUCCAAUCAUAAAAAAUACAUUGUUUGAAUUUGGUUUCCAUUUGCCCAUGUUGUCAUGUAUUUUAACUGAUUUCUUAUACAUUUAUUUUCAGUAAAUGACUGGAAGUGAUACUUUUCCAUUUUAUACCAGCACAAUGUGCUGAAAAAGGAGUUGAUUGAAUGCUUUGGAGGCUGCAUAUGUACAGAGCUGCUCUUAAGGCUACAAUGUAUUGCCUGGGACUUGAUGUCCAAAUCAUAACUGAAGGUCCAUUGUCUUGCACAACAUUUGAACAUUUUUUCACAUUUACCUUAUUUAAAAAUGCUUUAUUUAUUAUGUAGCCUCUGGCUUUUAAUGUCAUCGACAUACCUUAUUGGUGGGAGCACUGUAUGAAAUAACUAGGGAUUAUUUGUAUAUUGUGUACAUCUUUAAAAUUAUUACCUGUAAUAAAAUCCAGUUUCCUGAUGCUUUAUCAUUUGAAUGUCCUUCCAACACUUUGUGUUUGUCAUGAUGUUUUUAAGUAAAUUAGAACUGUCCACAGCAGUGACUCGGUUAAGACUGAAGUGUAUUAGGUUUGAAUUGUACAGCUACAGGAGCUUUGUAUUACCAAUCUUUAGUCUACAGAUUUUCAGAAAAAAAUAUAAUUUUUUUGGAAUUUUUAUCUGCUGAAUUCUACCAAUGUAAACUUUUUUUUCUAAAUAAAUAAUAGUUUUCUCA
Messenger RNA from Protopterus annectens (West African lungfish), 5427 nucleotides. RefSeq names its product THO complex subunit 2-like. The coding region runs from base 1 to 4602 and encodes 1533 amino acids. Gene Ontology annotation, molecular function: mRNA binding. Lineage: Eukaryota; Metazoa; Chordata; Ceratodontiformes; Protopteridae. Gene Ontology annotation, cellular component: THO complex part of transcription export complex. Gene Ontology annotation, biological process: mRNA export from nucleus; mRNA processing. The transcript is spliced from 22 exons. The record is from RefSeq and is a predicted model, not a curated record.